UUAAUACGGUUAACAAAAUUUUGGACGUAAAGCUUGGUGUGACGUGUUAUAUCGUCGGAACAGUUUAUACGGAAAUGCGUUUCAAACCAAAUAUUCUUGAUGAAGUUACUAAAGAACAUUGGGCACCACCGUCUCUACCACGUCCAAAAUAUUGUAGUACGGAUGAUGAAUUCUUUUUAGAAGACGAAUCAGGAAGAAUUAAAUUGGUAGGCGAUAUUCUAAAGCGCGAAAAUAUAGUAACAGGUUUAAUAAUGGCAGCUUUAGGGAAAGAAAAUUCUGAAGGGAAUUUUGAAGUAUGUGACAUAUGUGUUGCUGGACUUCCAUAUCAGCCACCAAAGCCAAUAAUUACAGAUGAUAAAUAUAUCGCACUUAUAAGUGGAAUGAAUAUUGGACCAAAUUCUUCAUCGGCAUUGCAAUUACAACUUAUGACAGAAUACCUUACUGGCGAAUUAGGAAAUUCAUCCGUGCAAGAUUUUACUUCAAAAAUAGCUCGAAUGAUAAUUGCUGGUAAUAGUUUGCAGGAAGUAAAAGUAGUUGAAGAUGAGAAGAAAGAAGUAUGUGACAAUAUCCUUAAUGAAAUUUGUUCAGAAUUACCUGUUGAUUUAAUGCCAGGAAGUAAUGAUCCAGUAAAUACAUUUUUGCCUCAACAACCUUUUAUAUCCAGUUUGUUACCAAAAACUUGUCAGAAUUCGAGUUUUCGCCGCGUUACAAACCCUUAUUGGUGCGGGAUUGACGGUCAAACAAUUGAUGACAUUGCUAAAUAUGUAGAAACUGAAGAUAGACUUAAAUUAGCAGAGCAAACGCUACA
Molecule: messenger RNA, 808 nt
Organism: Racocetra fulgida
Lineage: Eukaryota; Fungi; Glomeromycota; Glomeromycetes; Diversisporales; Gigasporaceae
Source: the annotation of a GenBank genome assembly